Messenger RNA from Biomphalaria glabrata, 848 nucleotides. RefSeq lists its product as uncharacterized. The transcript has 4 exons. The coding region runs from base 91 to 816 and encodes 241 amino acids. The record is from RefSeq and is a predicted model, not a curated record. Lineage: Eukaryota; Metazoa; Mollusca; Gastropoda; Planorbidae.
GAUGAUUUAGAGACACCUAGAAUCUUGUUAUUAAGUACUAAAAUACAUACAAGAUUCAUCCCUUGAAAUUCUAAUGCCAGGAGCACGAGAAUGUUCUUUAUAGCGUAUUUCAUCUUUGUAACCAGCUACUACAGAUUCGGGCACCUGGCAAGUUUUCUGGAAAAGAAAAACGUGACGGAAGGCGAAUCUUUAAACAUGUCUUGCUCUGCAAAGACUGUUGUCAACGAGAGCACGGGCAAUUGUAUUACUUGGGCAGAGAUAAGCAAGACUGAUACAAAGACUCACGAAAAAUAUGUGAUUGCAUUAUACCAUAAGUCUAGAAAACCCGAAGACAGAGAACAGUUUAAUGGACCGAGUACGUGGAAAUAUAGCAUGACUGGAGCCAACUUUGAUGCAGAUAAUGGAUCAACCCCGUGCAAUAAUAUCGAUACUAUGCAGAUACUUUUGCAUAUUCCACAUGUCCAAUUACAAGACGCCGCAGAUUACCUGUGCUUGUUGGGGUUAAAUGCUACUUUCGACCUAGCCGAAACACUCUACGUAAUUCCCAAAGUAUCUCAAAUGACGACUAGAAAGUGGCUAAAUGAUGAUAUACCAAGACGAGGAGAUGUCAGGGACCCAGUCGAACCCAUUCCUGAAAGCGUUAGCGAGACAUCAGUUGAAGAGACAACAUCAGUUGACGAGACAACAUCAGUUGACGAGAGCAACAACACCAUUACAGUCAAGGGAGAUAAUCACAGUACAAAAGCAACAAACUCGGCCAUUUUACUUCCACUAAUAUGGAGUUAUCUUUGCUUUGACAUUGUAUUUACAUUUUAAUGAGACAAAAAAAAAAAGAUAUAUCUUUCAUU